Messenger RNA from Aspergillus steynii IBT 23096, 1606 nucleotides. RefSeq names its product fungal specific transcription factor domain-containing protein. Lineage: Eukaryota; Fungi; Ascomycota; Eurotiomycetes; Eurotiales; Aspergillaceae. Gene Ontology annotation, biological process: DNA-templated transcription. The transcript has 7 exons. The record is from RefSeq and is a predicted model, not a curated record. The coding region runs from base 35 to 1606 and encodes 523 amino acids. Gene Ontology annotation, molecular function: zinc ion binding; DNA binding.
UCCCGAUGAGAGCCAGCUGCCCGAGGCGCGACAGAUGGAGGACUAUCACCGUAAAUGGCUAACGUCUAAUGCGCGGUUCCAGGAUUCGUGGGAGAGAAUGGCGUACGCGAAUCUGCCGCAUUAUACAGAUGUCGACCCGUCCAUCUGCUCCAGCUUAUUGGAGAUUUAUUGGGCUUGGCAGGCUCCCUUGCACAAUUGUGUCUAUCGACGAUGCUUUUUCCGCGACAUGGCCCUUGGAGGGCCGUAUUUCUCCCUGUUCCUCCUGAACGUAAUCUUCGCCCAUGCGUGUCGACACAUGCCAGACGACGACCCCAGAUUUGCGCCCUUUGACAGGGGAGACCUAUUUCUGAAAAAGGCCCUACUACUGCUCAUUGAUGAGAUGGAGGAGCCAAAGCCGAGGAUUCCCACCAUCCAGGGGUUAUUGAUUUUGGGCGGCCGGCAGUGUGCCGUGGGCAAGAGUAGUCAGGGGUGGCUAUAUACGGGAAUGGCAAUUCGCAUGGUUAUAGAUCUAGGGCUUCAUCUGAAACGCCCUGCAACUGUAUUGAUGAAGGACUACGAGCCCGAUGAUCUAGAGGUGCGAAAGCGCCUAUACCUAUCCGUGUACGCAUGGGAUAAGUCCAUAAGCCUCUGCUUGGGACGGCCGCCAUCACUUCCCACCUUGCCACACCCGGCCUCGACACUGUUUGAUCUAUCAGACGAUAGAGAUAUCUGGCAACCGCCUCGGGUCCUCCAUACAGACAAGACUUACCCAGAGACCAGAUGCUACAGCACGCUGACAUUAAAGCACUUCUGCGAACUCGCCGAGGUCAUUAACGAGAGCUACAGCACAGUCUACAGUGGAACCGCUCGCAACAUCACUCCAGCUUCCAUAUUCGGGUUGGAGCGAAAGCUACACGCAUUUCACCGGCGGCUUCCCGAUGCACUGCGUAUUGAGGAUCCAUCCAACCUCCAAUCUUGCGUUCCACCGCAUAUUCUCCUCUGUUUGAAUAUCCUCUACCACACGACGCUAAUCCUGAUCUUCCGGCCCUUCUUCAUCUGGCGAUGGCAUGCUAACCUACGCCAACGCCCUCUAGCCCUCCGCGCCGAAACCGUCUGCACGGAGCAGGCAGCGGACGUAAACGAGCUGUUCCGGGCCUACGGACGACUCUUCAACUUCCAAUACCAGAGCUAUCUUGUCUCCUACUGCGUGUACACUGCCGCCACCAUCGACGUACGCCUCAUGCGUCACGAAGACCGGACCAUAGCCGACACAGCUGCCGACCGACUAACCGUGACCUUGCGAAUGCUCGAAACCGAAGUCAAACAAACCCCGGGCAUCCGACGCAGCACCGAGAUCAUUCGCUCGCACUUGGAUAAUCCCGCUAACGACAUGGGGCCCCAGCCCGAAGGCAGAGGAGACCCGUGCCACAGUCCCUCAGCUGUUCAGGACCAGAGUGUCGACACUGUCACGGAUCCGUCAGACCUGUCAGUCAUGGACGGACUGCCUUUUAUUAUGGACGCGCCUAUGGAGAUGACGCCUGCCAUGAUGGAUUGGGGCGUGGAUGACUCUGGGGGCGGCUUCGUUCCGAACAUGGCGUACUGGACGCCGUUCAGCCAGCCAUUCUAG